This is a messenger RNA of Trichomonas vaginalis G3, 534 nucleotides long. RefSeq lists its product as uncharacterized. The transcript has a single exon. The record is from RefSeq and is a predicted model, not a curated record. Lineage: Eukaryota; Parabasalia; Trichomonadida; Trichomonadidae. Bases 1 to 534 code for a protein of 177 amino acids.
AUGCAAUUUGAUGAAAAUGGAAAAGCUGUUAAACAAUACAUUGGAGAAGGUGAAAAUGGUCCAAUUAAUUCAUACCGUUAUAAUCCAUAUUCUUAUUUCAAUGAAGAAUUAAAUGCUAUUGAAGAGGGACCGGAUGGAUUACCACGAUAUUCUAACCAGUUUGAUGGUCAAUAUGCAAAUAUUAGACCUGAAAUUUCAGCUAAGAAAUUCUUUAAAGUUGCUUUAUUCGAUCCAGUUUUCGCAAAUGUUAAAGAUGAACUUAAACAGCAAUUCCAACCAAUUAUAGUAGCAAGAAUUGCAUCAGGUGCUUUAUCUCAAGCAUUCAAAGAUUUAAUUAAGAAACCAUUAUAUCAGCAACGAGGUUUAACUUAUGAUUUAGUUAAGGAAUCAGAUAAAAGAAAAUUUGAGAAAUCAGAUGAUUAUAAGAAUGCAAUUAAUGAAUAUAUUAGGUCUAUUAAUUACAAUGAAACAGCUAAAAAUCAACUUCAAGAACAAAUACAGGGAAUAAUAGAUUCAAAACUUCCAGCAAAAUAA